ACCUCAUCGACUUAAAAUAAGUCUCUUUCUGUCCACACAACACCACACAUGAUCUGACUUCCCCGAAAACCCCUCAAAUAUUCCUUCAAUUUUCCCAUCAUUAUUUAAAAUUAUAACAAAAAAACAAAAAACAAAAAACUAAAAAACAAACCUUUCAAGAAAUAUUUUAAGACGAAACUCCUAUAUAUAUGUGUCUUUGUAUACAUCCAUGUUGUGUGUCUAACUGUCUGUGUGUUGGAACUUAGGAGCUCUAAAAGAAACAAGAGGAAUUAGCAGUUCAACAAGAAGGAAGCAGGCGAAAACCUCCAAACACUACCUAAUCACACCUUCUUCCUCCAUCUUCAGCAACAAUUGUGGAUUAUACCAAAAUGGAGAAUAUGGGUGCUGAGAAACAAAGGUUAUUUGGAGAAUUUGAAGAAAAGAGUGUUCAGGGAAUUUGUGUAUCUGAUCAUAUAAAUGGACUGCAGUACACAAGCACAAAAUCAGAUAGCUUUGUUGUGGACAUGGAACGUUUUUCUCAUAUCAUAGAGAAAGAUAUAAAUGCCAAUUCAAGAAUUACUUUGCAGAGAAACCUUUCAAGAAAAGGAUCAUUCCGAAGCGGCGAUAGGAAAACAAAUUCAAAUGCUGCCAACGAGAAAGACACUAACUUCACGGCAAGUUCCUCUAGAGCUUCAUUGCUAGGAGGAGGUAGCACGCCAGAAAAGGCCAUGGCAUUGACUAGUAUUGUGGGGGCUAGUGAUAAUUCCAUAUCUAGCCCACUAACACAUAAUCAGAUCACUAUAGUGGCCGGCCAUGGCGGCGCCACCACUACCGAAAGCAAAGUUGGUGGCAGGAGGUUCAGUUUCCGACGAUCUUCUUCCUCUUCUAAUUGGACCAUUGAUCCUAGGAGGAUCCUUCUCUUCUUUGCUACCUUGUCAAGUAUGGGAACAAUGUUAUUGAUCUAUUUUACAUUAUCAAUUGCCAAGCUCAAUGGAGAAGACAAUGUUCUUAAUGAAUGAUAGAGACAAUAUUAAAAGCAGCGAAAAAGUGAAUGGAAAGAACAAGGCACUAGUUCUGACUCAGAAGCCUGUAUAUUAUAAUGUAGAAGCAGAAGAGACACGAGCAUAACUUGAUUAUGGGUUUUAACAGAGUUUAGUACAAACAUCACAAGAUGGUGGAACAAAGAAAAAGGUGUAAAGGGUGCGGUCAGAAAGAGCUAAAACUAUAUAAAGGAACUUCCAUUAACAGAGGUUCAGACAUAAUAUAUCACUUUCAUCAGGCUGCCUUUUGUUGUAAGACAGGAAUAGAAACACACCAUGACAAAGAUUGGCAAUAUUCCAUAGUAAUGAGUGGCACAUAUCAGAAACAAAUGCGUACCUUUUCUUUGUUAGUUUCUCUUUUUGUAUCAUUUUACGAGUUUAAUGGAGAACCAGACGUUAUUUGCUA
This is a messenger RNA of Lycium ferocissimum, 1425 nucleotides long. RefSeq lists its product as uncharacterized. Bases 369 to 998 code for a protein of 209 amino acids. The transcript has 6 exons. The record is from RefSeq and is a predicted model, not a curated record. Lineage: Eukaryota; Viridiplantae; Streptophyta; Magnoliopsida; Solanales; Solanaceae.